Messenger RNA from Octopus sinensis (East Asian common octopus), 2203 nucleotides. RefSeq lists its product as uncharacterized. Lineage: Eukaryota; Metazoa; Mollusca; Cephalopoda; Octopoda; Octopodidae. The record is from RefSeq and is a predicted model, not a curated record. The transcript has 5 exons. Gene Ontology annotation, biological process: monocarboxylic acid transport; transmembrane transport. Gene Ontology annotation, molecular function: monocarboxylic acid transmembrane transporter activity. Bases 741 to 2144 code for a protein of 467 amino acids.
UUUAGGGGUGGAUUAAAUGUGUGUGUGUGUGUGUGUGUGUGUGUGUGUGUGUGUGUGUGUGUGUGUGUGUAUGGAUGUAUAAAUAAAUUACAAUAUGCAAAGCCAAAUCAGAAAGAUAAAAAUGCUAUUUUUUGGAGAUCGGUGAUAUCUACGAACGCAUUGGUCAAAUUGAAGCAUUUCUGAAAAUUCCUUCAACUACUUUACUCAAUUUAUGAAAAUCAGAAAAAUGACCACUCCCCAAUCUGAAUACUUCGCUUGAACUUUAUUUCAUUGACCUCGACAGGAUCGAUGGAAAAGAUGCCCUCAGCAUGAUUUGAACGAAGAACGCAAAGCCAUGUGAUAUACUGAUGGACAUUAUUCUCCGACGUUCUAACGAUUCUGCUGUUUUUAUCGUAUACAAGUUUCGAAUGUUGAUAUUCUAGUGGAUGGAGUUACUCGAUGACAUCGACCCCAGAAUUUGACCGAGAUGAAAGGCAAACUUGACCACUGCUACGUUUGAACUCACUACGUGAAGAACCGGAAGAAAUAACACAAACAGAACCAAGAAACGAUCCGUGCAAGAGGCCAUCGUCGCUGCUUUGGUAGUAUUUUCCGUUUUUGUUACUAACAUAUUAGUAUUUGGUUUCAUCGCUGUUCUACCAAUUUACCUCGUAGAAUUCAAGAAGGUUUUUCCGGACUUACACAAUCUCGUGCUUUUGAUAGUAUUUUUACCUCCAAGUGUAUUUGGUCUUGUUAGUUUCAUGACUGGAAUAUUUCUCACUAAAUUUGGCGUAAGAACCAUUGGCAUCGUGGGAAGCCUUUGUUUUGCCCUUUCUAUUGGCACGCCAUCGUUCUCUUCGAGUAUCUAUGUUUUAUUGGGAUUUUUCAGCAUUUUAUCAGGAAGUGGUUCUUCAUUUCUCAGUCUAUCAGCAAAUGCUGGAUUAGCAGCUUAUUUCGGUGAAGACAGUCGUAAAUUAAUUGCAUUUGCUGCGGUCGGGAAAGCUCUUGGAUAUACAAUUUUCCCAAUCCUUACCAAUUACUUCAUUGAACUCAUGUUCUGGCGUGGAAGUCUUCUUCUCCUGGCUGCUACUUUCAUACAAACUCUGCCAUGUGCUCUCAUAUAUUCUACGGAUAUGUAUAAAAACACGCGGAGAGAAACUUUGGCAGUAAGUGAAAGUAACGCGCCGAAUGAUUUGUAUAAGUCGGAUUCAAACGUUUCUGUGGAACAAUUUCAAAAUGUUGGUGACGUUCAGGAUGAAACGAUAUCGAACAAACUGGAAAUAUCCGAAGAGAAUAAUACAGCCUUGAAUCAUAACGAAGACAUCAAUACACAUGAAAAAUAUAUUCGUGAGGCUGUUAUUAAGACCUUAAAAUAUGACAAUGAACCAUUUGUUAUAAAUAAUACACAACCUGACAAAGAAGAUUCUUUGGGUAUCGAAGAGACAGCUAUAAAUUCUAUAAAAUCUGAGGACAAGGAGACUGAUGUUCGAAGUGAUAAGGUUCAAACGGAAGGAAAAUCUGAUUCGAAAUUUUCUGCAAAAAUCGUUACAGUUUUAACAAAUUUCAAUUUUCUUUUAUUCCUUUUCGCAAUUUUUAUAACUUACAGUAGUGUCAUAACAACAAUAGCUAUCCUACCUGAUUAUUGCGUACAACAAGGGCUGAGUCAAGCAGAAAGUGCCCGUAUAUUUUCAGUGGGAUCGUUCGGUUAUGUCUUGGCAUGUUUCUUCUCGAGUUGGUUGAUACAUAAAAACAUUGUUCCAAGUAGGAUUAUAUUUAGUACUGCAGCCACCAUGAGCGGAUUACUGAUCUGUGUUUAUCCCUCUUUGUCCACUUCAACAUAUUUGACUUUGCUAACAUUUGCUGUGAUGUUCACAAAUGGACUCAUAUUCUCUACAUAUCUUGUAACUAUUAUGGAUUACUUCGAAAUCGGAUAUUUUUCGAUAAGUAUGGGAUUUGGAGAAACCGUAAUUGGAAUCGGCAUUUUAACUUUUGGAUAUCUGAUAGGAAUCUUCUCAGAAUACAUGAACACUUACGAAUACAGCUACUAUGUGAUCGGGAUCGGACCAAUUCUUUCGGUUCAACCCAUUUUAAUUCCGUUCUUAUUUAGCAAACUACUAACUAGGCAAACACUCACAUAUUCUGUGAUUAAUAUUGGUAAUAAAUGAUAAAGAAUGGCCACAUUCCAAAGAACGAUAUUUCAAAACCAUUUAAAAAGAACUUUGUU